Molecule: messenger RNA, 4110 nt
Organism: Pecten maximus
Lineage: Eukaryota; Metazoa; Mollusca; Bivalvia; Pectinida; Pectinidae
Exons: 26
Coding region: 205-3744 (1179 amino acids)
Molecular function (GO): protein-phosphatidylethanolamide deconjugating activity; protein binding
Source: RefSeq, a predicted model, not a curated record
UAUUGAAAAUUUCAAAUAUCAAUUUUUAAAAUCAAAAUCAACACUUUUGCAUUUGGUCAUGUGAUACUCUUUAUUCCAAAAUGGCGGGUGGUUUAUUAUGACAUCCGAGUCUGUCGCCCGGGGGUUGACAUGUAUGAGAUACGGUAUUGUAGAGAUGUGUAGUUGUUUCGACAUUUUGGAAUCGUCGCUGGAGUAACCGUGAAUAUGGAAAGAAAGAGAUCAGACGAUAUUGUGUCUCUUGAUUCAUGGAAUGAUGCCAUUUCGACACCUGAGAGUGAAUCACCGAAGUCCCUAGCGGAUGCACUCAUGGAGGACGCGAAUAUUGGUAAAACGUACGGUAAAAAACGAUCUGCGCGAAGAAAUCACCGCAGUAGAUCUCACAGUGAUCGUGAUAGGGAUCAAAUGAAACAGGCCGAUGCCGUGAUACUCAGUCCAUCCAAGUUUCUUGAUCAACAGAAUGGAGAAAGUGAGGCAACGUCGACAGGUGUUUUUGAAUCACGUGAACCGGACAUAUUUUCAGACAGAUUGAUAGAACGAGAGACUCUAACGGGUACCCAUGCAAAAUCUAAACGAGAAAAUGAAUUUGGGAAGAAAUCUCCAAUACAAACUCGUUCAGGAAGCUCAAAUGAAGAUCAGAGACACGCCAAGAUUGUUCAAGGGUGGGUUGGAGAAUUGGAUGAAGAUCAAACUAAAAAUACUUGUCAACGACAUAGAUCAAAGAAACCUAGCAGUCAUCAGCAAAACCAGAAGUAUAACCCUCAUUCACAACAGUGUGACCGCUGUCAACAGCACCAGUCUGGUAAAUCCAAAGUGAUGUCGCAGUCGUGGCAGACACAGCCUCAUCAAUACCAACCCCAGCACCAUCCGCGAGCACGUCACCUUCAGCAAAAGCACUGGAUGGGUCAUGAAAGACUCACCAAUGUUUUGCAGUAUCCGCCAACAGCCACAUAUCCUCCAUCUUCCAGAAAUACACACCAUUCCUCUCAAAAUGAAGAAGACAUUGACCAAAGUGAAAAAAUGAAAAACAAACUAUUGUCUGUUUGGAACAAUGUUCGAUAUGGCUGGACACUGAAGACUAAAACAAAUUUUAAAUGUGACAGUCCCAUAUUUCUACUCGGACAGUGUUACCAUAUUAGACCAAGUGAUGAUGCCCCACUUCCUGGGGAGAAAAUAUGCAUGGUCCCUACAGUGGAGAAGUUCAAACAGGAUUUCUCCAGCCAGUUGUGGUUCACCUACCGCCAAGACUUUCCGGCCAUCACCGGCACUAAACUCACGUCAGACUGUGGGUGGGGUUGUAUGCUCCGGAGUGGUCAGAUGAUGGUGGCAAGAGCUUUUGUCAACCACUUUCUUGGCAGAGAUUGGAAUGUGUUCAGAGAUCAGUCGUUGGGAGAAGAAACUUACAGAAAACAAAUUAUUCGAUGGUUUGGAGAUUUUCCAAGUGAACAAUCUCCAUUUUCUAUCCACCACCUAGCGGAAAUAGGGAAGAAGCUGGGGAAAGACCCUGGGGACUGGUACGGGCCUUCUUCUGUCGCACACAUUCUGAGAGAUGCCAUGCUCAGAGGUUACUCAGCCCAGCCAGUCCUAGCCGAUACCUGUAUCUAUGUAGCACAAGACAGUACAGUGUACAAAAAGGAUAUUUACGAGAUGUGCAGUAAAAGGGCAAGAUCAGUUACAAGGCUUACAAGUUCGACAGAAUCGGAGACAGACGGGGCCAAAACUAAAUCUGUAGAGGAGGAGUAUGAAUGGAGACGAGCUGUGAUCAUAUUAGUACCGAUACGUCUCGGGAGUGAGGAAAUGAACCCUGUAUAUGGACCAUGUAUCAAAAGUCUGCUAGCUCAGGAUAACUGUAUCGGAAUCAUAGGAGGAAAACCUAAACACUCUCUAUACUUCAUAGGGUUUCAGGAUGACAAACUGAUCUACCUGGACCCCCAUUACUGUCAGGAUGUUGUCGACACAAGGGAGAGAAACUUCCCUGUACAGUCCUACCAUUGUCUGUCACCAAGGAAAGUUUCUUUGUCCAAGAUGGACCCUAGCUGUACUGUAGGUUUCUACUGUAAAACCAAGAAGGAGUUUGAAACUUUUGUUUCACAGUCAGAAGCGAUGGUGUCACCACCAAAACAGAAACUCUCCUACCCCAUGUUUGUGUUCAGUGAAGGACGUGGCUCUGAGCUUAACCUAGACAGCCUGAGCCUAGAGGAAGACAAACUGCUUCGUAUCCGACACGUCAAGACCGACCAGUAUGGUCGAAUACGUUCAUCAACAGUCGAUUCCGAGGAGUUUGUAGUGUUGUAUAACACAUUUGACCCCUGUGACCUAGAAAUAACUGAAACCCUCAUUAGGAAGCGAGCAGAGCAUAACAAUUUAGAGAUCUCAACACUUGAAGAGGUGACCUUGCAUCAACAGGAUAUUGAAAAGAUUGAGUAUAUUGAUAAAUGGUGUCGGGAACUGAAGAUUCUAUACUUACAGAGCAACCUUAUCCCCAAAAUCGAAAAUGUUUCAAAAUUGAAAAAGUUGGAGUACCUCAAUCUUGCUUUGAACAAUGUAGAGAGAGUAGAGAAUUUAGAAGGUUGUGAAUCACUUCAGAAAUUGGAUUUAACUGUAAACUUCGUUGGAGAAGUAACCAGCAUUGAAUGUCUUAAAGAUUUGGUUCAUUUUAAAGAAUUGUACCUGACAGGGAACCCAUGUGCCCAGUUUGAGGGCUAUCGAGAGUAUGUCAUUGCAACUCUUCCCAGAUUAAAGAGAUUAGAUGGAAUAGACAUUGAAAAAUCUGAGAGAAUCCUAGCCUGUCAGGAUUAUGGCACAGUUAGGGCAGAAAUCAUUCGUCAACAGAUACAUCACAGGAAGAAGCGGGAAAAAGAGAAGAGAGAAGCCAAAUUGCAGGAAGAGCGAGAGAAAAAGGAAAAAGAUCCUGAAGAGGGAACAAAGGAGGAGAAACCUGGAUUUGAUGGGCGUUGGUACACAGACAUAAACGACAGUGAUAAAAAGAAAAGUGAGGAAGAAAAAAAGCUAGCAGAAGAAAAAAAGAAAAAAGAAUUUCUUGACAAGGAGAAAGAGGAAGAUGACAAGGAAAAGGAGUACUGGGAGAAGCCGUGUGCGUUUACCCCGGAGUCUAGGAUAGAAGUCCACAAUCAUAUGAAGGAGCAAAGAGAACGCAAUGAGGAACCAAAAGAAAAGCCCAAACCCCCGCGGCGGAUGUUUAUGGAUGAUGGACGACCAUUGAAUAUAAACGAAGCAAAGGUCGAUUUCAGUCUUGUAGAAGACGAGGAAAAUAACUGCUAUGUUCUGGAUAUAGCUAUAUUCAAACAUAUGGACACAUCCUUGAUUGAUGCCGAUGUCCAGACCAACUACGUUCGCAUUACACUGAAGGGCAAGAUUCUUCAACUAUGUCUGGACCAAGAUGUGAAUGCUGACUCAAGUACAGCGAAGCGGUCACAGAUCACUGGUCACCUAUUGGUUACUAUGCCAAAGGCAAAGCCGAUGUUGACAGCACCCAAACCAAAACUUAAAGUUCAAGAGAAGAAUAAAGAAAACAAAGAAAACAAGACAACAGAAAAACAGAACAAGACUAAGGAGGAGAAACUUGAGGUUGAUGCGUCUGUACAUAAAACUGUAGACAUUGCUGGUAUCAUGGAAAACAGUAAAAAAACUGUCCCACCUCUUGGUGCAAAUGUCCGCCGUUCAGUGGCUGAACGUCCAAACAGCGAAGACUUCGUUGACGAUCCAGAUGUUCCGCCUUUAAUGUGAUAUCUUUACUACAGAAUCCACAAGGAUCUCAAAUAUGUAAUUUAUUACUUCGAAAAAUUCCAUGGAGAGGAUUAGAGAACGAACUAAAUCAAGUUAGAGUGCUGCCGACUCUCUCCCUUCAUCAUCAUACCAUAGUUCAUAUAUUUUGAGAUUUAUGAAUCAGAAGUUUAGAAUUCUUCAGUAACGUUUGCUAAGCAAUUUAUUUUUUAUCUUUAUUAUUUUCAUCUUACAUCAAAUACAGAAAUCUAUUGUUUCUAAUACAUUUCAAGGACUCACACAACUAAAUGAUUUAUUACAUGUAUAUGUUAUCACUAGUGACCCCAUCCCUUCAUUCGCUCGUUUGAAGUUCAAAUGAUGUGAAAUUUA